AUGGAGCCGGUGGGCGGUGGCGGUGGCGGUGAUCGCCGCGGCUCCUCCCCUGCAGACCCGCGAAGCACCUUCGUGUUGAGUAACCUAGCGGAGGUGGUGGAGCGUGUCCUCACCUUCCUGCCCGCCAAGGCGUUGCUGCGGGUGGCCGGCGUGUGUCGCUUAUGGAGGGAGUGUGUGCGCAGAGUGUUGCGGACCCAUCGGAGUGUGACCUGGAUCUCCGCGCGCUUGGCGAUUGCCGGCCACCUGGAGGAGCAUUGCUUGGUCCGCGUGGUAGCUGAAAAGCUUGAGAAUGUCCAUAUCUUACCACAGACAGUUCUUUACAUGGCUGAUUCAGAAACUUUCAUUAGUCUGGAGGAGUGUCGUGGCCAUAAGAGAGCCAGGAAAAGAACUUCUAUGGAAGCAGCAUUUGCCCUUGAGAAGCUGUUCCCAAAACAAUGCCAAGUCCUUGGGAUUGUGACCCCAGGGAUUGUAGUGACGCCAAUGGGAUCAAGUAGCAAUCCACCUCAGGAAAUAGAAAUUGGAGAAUCUGGUUUUGCUCUGUUAUUUCCUCAAAUUGAAGGAAUAAAAAUAAAACCCUUUCAUUUUAUUAUGGAUCCAAAGAAAUUAACACUAGAAAGGCAUCAACUCACUGAAGUAGGUCUUUUAGAUAACCCUGAGCUUCGUGUGGUCCUUGUAUUUGGCUAUAAUUGUUGUAAAGUGGGAGCCAAUAAUUAUCUGCAGCAUGUAGUGAGCACUUUCAGUGAUAUGAAUGUCAUCUUGGCUGGAGGCCAGGUGGACAACCUGGCAUCGCUGACCUCUGAAAAGAACCCUCUGGAUAUUGAUGCCACCGGUGUGGUUGGACUAUCAUUUAGCGGACAUCGUAUCCAGAGUGCCACAGUGCUUCUCAAUGAGGAUGUCAAUGACGAGAAGACUGCUGAGGCUGCGAUGCAGCGCCUCAAAGCAGCCAACAUUCCAGAGCAGAAUACCAUUGGCUUCAUGUUUGCGUGUGUUGGUAGGGGCUUUCAGUAUUAUAGAGACAAGGGGAAUGUGGAGGCUGAUGCAUUUAGAAAGUUUUUUCCUAGUGUUCCUUUAUUUGGCUUCUUUGGAAAUGGAGAAAUUGGAUGUGAUCGCAUAGUCACUGGAAACUUUAUAUUGAAGAAAUGUAAUGAGGUAAAGGAUGAUGAUCUAUUUCACAGCUAUACAACAAUAAUGGCACUAAUUCAUCUUGGGUCAUCUAAAUAAAGCCACCUGUAAAGUGGCUUUCACAAUGUAUAACUUUUGGGCUCUGUCUUUUCCAGAAAAUGGAAACUUGGGAUAUGUAUAUUACAAACAAAAAACUUUCUAUGUAUCUGUUUUGUAGCUUUGACAUUCUGAAGAUUAUUUGGUAGUUUUUAAUAUAUUAGGUGAAGGACAAGUUUGUACAUGAUGUAAUGCAAGACCGGGAGUUGAGAGCUUCUGCAUCAGGCACAAGUGAACCAAUUAUGGCUGUACUGCACCAGAUAUGUAGCUGCUGUGUGAUAGGACUUUAAAUAGUCUUCUGCAUAGGAAGACUGAAAAAGGAUUCAUCAACAGAAAGGAGAUUUAAGACAUUCCAUGACUACCUCUGCAAUGUUAGAUGAUCUUUCAGCAGACUCAUGAAGAUAUUUUUCUCCCUUAAAUAAAGGAGAAAAAUACACAGAUGGCUUGGGAAAUUUUUCUCUGCUUUACAAUUUUACCAUUUUUUUCAGAAGCUGUAACAAAUUGCUGACUUUUUACUUAUUUGAUAAAUGUUAAAGAACUAUUUUUGUUUUAGUACUCUAAAGUUGCUUAGUCAAAUAAAUUGCCAAGACUAAUCAGUAUUUUAUUACCUUAUAAGGAAAAAAAUUUUCCUUUCCCCUCAAUAAAGAAAUUGCAACAGAAAAUUCUUUUUUUCACCUACUUCUAUGUAACUAAUUGGCAGAUGAGACAAUUACAUCACCUUAUUUUGGUUUUAUACCAAUAAAACAUACCUUGGAAACUCA
Molecule: messenger RNA, 1979 nt
Organism: Lagenorhynchus albirostris (white-beaked dolphin)
Lineage: Eukaryota; Metazoa; Chordata; Mammalia; Artiodactyla; Delphinidae
Gene: FBXO22
Product: F-box protein 22
Exons: 7
Coding region: 1-1221 (406 amino acids)
Biological process (GO): positive regulation of proteasomal ubiquitin-dependent protein catabolic process; regulation of skeletal muscle fiber development; protein polyubiquitination
Molecular function (GO): protein binding
Source: RefSeq, a predicted model, not a curated record